This is a messenger RNA of Hipposideros armiger (great roundleaf bat), 1265 nucleotides long. It is a transcript of the gene VMA12, whose product is annotated as vacuolar ATPase assembly factor VMA12. The coding region runs from base 43 to 669 and encodes 208 amino acids. The transcript is spliced from 6 exons. Gene Ontology annotation, biological process: vacuolar proton-transporting V-type ATPase complex assembly. Gene Ontology annotation, cellular component: endomembrane system. NCBI's taxonomy places the organism in Eukaryota, Metazoa, Chordata, Mammalia, Chiroptera, Hipposideridae. The record is from RefSeq and is a predicted model, not a curated record.
AAGUCCAGGCUUCGGGUCACCUGACCGUAGAGUCGGCUAGAGAUGGCGUCUUCCUUGGUCCCUGGUGACAGGCUGGUGCGCGCUUUGGGCCCUGGCGGGGAGCUGGAGCCAGAGCAGCUGCCCCGGAAGCUGCGGGCAGAGCUGGAGGCCGCGCUGGGGAAGAAGCACAAGCGCGGUGACAGCCCCAGUCGUCCCGCUCGCCUGGUUCCCUUCCGCCUGAUCCGGGAUCUUCAUCAGUACCUGAGAGAAAAGGAUUCCACACUGUACCUUCAUGAGCUCCUAGAAGGCAGUGAAAUUUAUCUCCCAGAGGUGGUGAAGCCUCCUAGGAACCCCGAGCUAGUUGCCCGUCUGGAGAAAAUUAAGAUACAGCUUGCCAAUGAGGAAUAUAAGCGGAUCACCCGCAAUGUCACCUGUCAGGAUCCAAGGCAUGGUGAGAUUCUCAGUGACCUGGGAAAGCAAGUGAGGUCAGUGAAGGCUCUGGUCAUCACCAUUUUCAACUUCAUUGUCACGGUGGCAGCUGCCUUCGUCUGCACUUACCUUGGAAGCCAGUAUAUCUUCACAGAAAUGGCCUCGCGGACACUGGCUGCAUUGAUCGUCGCCUCUGUGGUAGGUCUGGCCGAGCUGUAUGUCAUGGUGCGGGCGAUGGAAGGCGAGUUGGGAGAGAUAUAACUGAUGCUUCAUCAUCAAAGUCUGGAGAGGAUUUGGAGGGGCUCCACGCUCCUAGCUGCCAAUCACUGACUCUUAGUGAACCCAUCAGGCUCUUUGUAUUCAGCUCUGGUUAUUCAGGGCUGAGCCAAGGCUAUCUGCUCUUCCUUUGGGGAGCCGUAUCCUCUGUCAAUUGCCAGAGGGAGCAGUAUGAUCUGUCUGUACCUUCUCCUGAUCCUGGUGUCCAUCUGCCUUCACCAGUCCAUUCUGGGCACUGCUGGGGAUGGAUUUUUUUCCAUCUGGAGUAAAUAGAACCCAGGCUUUCCCAGAAGUAGACCACACUGCCUUGAACUUGCCCAAGCACACAAAUCAGUCAUCCUUUCCUCCACGCAUCCUUGACACAGGCUUGUAACUUAGUUAUGAAACUUCCAAGAAAGCAGAAAGGUUUCUGUUUCUCCGGUUUGUGCUGGAAGAAGAACUGAUCAGAGGACACCAAAUAGAGAAAAACAGAUUGGUACAACAUGGCAGAAUUGGAAGUAAGGCAGCUACUUUUUUUUUUGAAAGGCUUUAUUGGGGAAUUGGGGAAGGGGAACAGCCAAGUUGUUGUCCUUCAAUCUUAG